Molecule: messenger RNA, 7993 nt
Organism: Pelodiscus sinensis (Chinese soft-shelled turtle)
Lineage: Eukaryota; Metazoa; Chordata; Testudines; Trionychidae
Source: RefSeq, a predicted model, not a curated record
UGUGGGUGAACUAUUGACAGCAUCCAUAUCCCCAUCCAGGCUCCCAACCACCAGGCAACUGAAUACAUCAACCACCAGGAGUUUAAAUGAAUAUGUAGCUGCAUUAAUUGCACUGAAGCAAAAAAUAAUAGACACAGACCACUUGCUGACAGAAUAUCAACAGAAGUGUGAUGAGCUUCAGUUGGCUGAAAGAGAGAAUAGUACUCUUCGUCAUCAAGUGGAACAAAUGCUACAAAAAAUCUCUCCUCUGGAAAAGUGUCAGCAAGAAUUGGGGUCUCUGAAAGCAGAAUUGGAAGAGAAAAAGAGUUCUCUCAAGAUUUAUCAGCAGACUCAUCUGGAAUAUGCUCGGGUGAAAGAAGAAAUUGCUAGAAAUGAUGCUGUGAAGAAGAAACUGGAAGCCAAAGUGAAAAAACUGGAAGAGGCAGCAACAAAGCAUACGCAAGACUUCAAACAGUUGAAGACUGAAAAGAAAGUUCUUGAAAAGGAGCUAAAGAAGGCACAGAAAAAACGUGAUGACCUUCCCAAAGAGAAAUGCAAAAAGGUGUUGAAACAUGCAGAGACCCAGAGUACAAGAGAAGAUCCAAUAGUAAACAUAGACAAAGGAAAAAUAAAACUGUUGCUGGAGGAACUCUGGAUGUGUAUUGACAGCACAACAGGAAAAAAACAGAGCCCAGAACAUGAUUACAUCUUCGCUUCUAUUCAUGGUCACUCAAGGACGCCAGAGGAAACAGGCAAGUUAUUUACAGAAGAAGCACCUACCUCCCGAAAAUCUAGGAAAUCUGGCGGCAAAAUGAUUCGCUCUCAUUCUUCACCAGAAAUCCUUAAAAAGCAAAAUUCUUUAACAGCUUUGCAGAUAGAAGUAGACAAGAAGCCUUCUGGAAGUGAUCACUUUGAGAGCAAGACCACUGAAGAAGGUCUGCAGGACUAUUAUGGUAACAGUGCUUUUUAUGAGGACAAAACUAUAGAGGUGGUCGUACAGACAGACUUAACGGACAGUAGUUCAGAGUCCUCUGAUCAGGAACAAGAAGAGCUUGGUGAAAACUUGCUUGAUAUAUUGAACUGGGUCAGGCCUCUCCCUCCUCUUCUAUCUCCAUUACGUUUUUCACCACUGGCUACGCAGGAUACUCUGUUUGGAGAGUUGACUGAUUCCAGUGAUGAAGAAAUUGAUUAUAAUGCUCAUCUUGUGGAAAGCAUGUUAGGAGAAGGAAAAGUAGAAUCUCAGAAUAAUUGUAGCUUCGUCAGUAUGAAUGAGAGCAGUGACGAUGAGAAACCACAUGAACCUCAUGGUAGAGAGAUCUCAACUAAAUUGAGAGAGAAUGAAGAGAUACCAAAUUGUAUAGACACUUUCACAGCAAAAUUAAGAGAUGAGGAGAAAGAUGCUGAAGCAAAGCAAACUGAGCUGACUGUUUCAAGUAUAAACACACUGGCCAACGAAGAACAUUCAGAAGAGGUUUCUGAGAAUAUAGGCUCUGCAGAGACAGACCUAACAGUGAAGGUAGCAACACCUAAACUGGAAGCCAUCAAUGAGAAGGAAGUCCAUACUGAUCACAUACAAAUACAGGAUAAAACCUCUUCAAUGGAGUGUAUGUCAUCCAACUUCCAAUACUUGCAAGAAAAAUCUAGCGAGCUAGUACAGACAGAGAAGACUUUAUUUAAUAAUUUAAGUACUACAGCCAUUUCUCAAAAUUUGAAAGAAAUGUCUAGUGAAUUAAUGGAAGCAGAGGAAACUGAAUUGCCUGAAAAAGUAAAAACACCAAAACCAGAAUCCACUCUCAGGGGUGGUGAUCACUUGCAAAUCGGGGAACCCAUCCUUACACCUGAAAGUGUGUUGGUAACGCCUGAGAAUUUUGAGGAAGUGAUGGGGAAUGAAGAAAUGGAAAAUGAAUCCAGUGACCUACGAACAAAAUCUAAUGUAAUAAAUAAAACGCUCUGUGAAGAAGAGCACAUGGAAAAGGUAACCACAGAGGAGAGAACAAUAGCUACAGUAAACACAAAAGGAUUCUGUAUAGAGACGAGAAAUACACUACAUCAUAAUGAAGAGGAAGAUGCAAGAUCUGGUUUCAGAAAUUCUAAACACUUUUCUGGAGCAGAGCAAGAUAAUGAAUUGUCAUGCCAGUAUAAUGGUGAGAGAACACUUACUCAGCCUGAAAUAGAUACUGAAGCUAAAGAUAAAGCCACUAAAUCACAAUGCUCUGAAAAAGAAGUAAGCAAUGAAGAGACACUGGAUAAACAACUUGAGCAUAUAACACAACAUGGAGCAAAUGAAAAUGGACUGGGAAACAAUGCUUUUAGACAUGACUCAUUUGUACUUGCCACUGAAAGAAGCAGUGAUUCAUUAUAUGUGGAUGGGGAAAACCACAUUGCAGAUGUAUGCAGAACUGUUUGCUCAGUGUCUGCAGAAGAUGGAGAUGGAGAACAGCACAGAACUGGAAAACAGUGUGUUGAGGUCAUCAUAACUCAGCCUGAACAAAGUAUUUUCACUGGUAGGUUAGUAGAUGGGAAAGACUUUCUAGAAACAAGUACCUUUGCUAAAUCACGCCAUGUCAUGGAAGUUGGAGAAUUACAAGAGCCAAAGGAGGAAAAGUGUUUGCAUGCUAACCUAGAUAAUGAACAAAAAGAUGCUAAUAAACUAUUGCAAAAGAAAACAGAAUUUGAAACUACCCUUAUGUCACCAAACCCAGCAUUUGGUAUUGAAGGACAAAAUGAUCCACUAGAACUUGAGGAAAUAGUUGCCAGAGAACAUGUCACAGAAAGAGCUAGUGAAAUGAGGCAGGCCAAAAAUACAUAUCUUUCAUCUGAGAACAGUUCUUCUGAAUGUAAAACCUCCAUUAGAGUAUUUGAACCUCAGGAGACUGAAAUGGAAAUAGACCACUUGGAACUUAGAGAGAGAAGCAGUGGGCCAUUGGAAAUUGAAAAAAUGGAUAAUAUGAAAUCUGUCAUAACAGAAAGUGAACAGUCCUCUUGUGCACAGUUGUUGCAACCUGUGGUUUCAUGUUCAAUACCUGAAAGUUCUCAGUGCGAUGAAAUAAAAGAGAAAAUAAAUGACAAACCGUGUGAGAGAGUGAUGAUUCAGAACUGUCACAAUUCACUUGAUCUGAAAGAGAAUGGAGUGGAGGAAGUAGAGAUGAGAACCCAGAUUUCAGAUGUCUCAGACCAGGCUCUGUCAGAAAAAGAUGCUAUUGAAAAACCAGCUUUACCUAUGGAAGAUGUCUUGAAGACUGGAAGUAUUGAUACUAAAGAAAUAAACUCGCCUGUCACAGCAACACUUGUUUUGGAGACCACAACUUUCAACUCUCAGGUGCGUGAUGAACCUUUCAAACAGAAUUGCCAAGUAUUUAACACUAGCAGUGAAGAAGAUUCUAGUAUAGCACUUGGGACUGCUUCAUCCCUAACUAGAAAAAAUGAAAAAUAUAAUCAUGUUAUCCAAAGUGUGCCUAAUAACUCCCUAGAAAAUUUGGUGAAGGGCAAGACUAUCCACAAUGAGAGAGAAAAGAUCAAGCAGCUUGAUUGUCCCAAUGACAAAUAUGAAAAUAAAAAUAGAGCAGAAACUGAAAAAGAAAAGGAGCAGCCAAAUGCCAAAGAAUCACAAAAAACAAUGGUAGAUACACAGAUCUUAGGUAUGAGUUCUGUGGACAGUGGUACACAUGUAGAAAAGGAAGCUAGUCUAGUUUCUGAAGAAGCAGAAUGUGGAACAUGUAACCUGAAGGAAAUUAGCACAACUCUUUCUGAAAUAAAAGACACUUCACCUCACAUAGUGGAGUCCUUUUGCUCUUUUGAAAGUCAGGUGAGACCUACAGAACAUAGACUUGAUGGAACAACAAAGAACAGAGACAAAGAACUGAACUUUAAGCUACAUGGGGAGAAAAAUGAAAAUACAUCUUCUAAAAGUACUUCUGAGGUUCCAGAGGAGACAGAUGAAUCUGAAGAGGAAUACUUUCCUUUUAGAAAGGUCAAGUAUAUAAAAGAGCAUGAACGUUUUUUAGUCUGCAAUGAGAACUCAAGAAUUUUCAGGACUGAUCUAGAAGAUGUGCCAGAAUUGCACCCAACUGUUGAAGAAAAUAAUGACAAAAUGUAUGAAAUCCCUCCUUCGGUGUACUCAGAUGCACUAGCAGAUAUGGCAGCACCUUGUAUAACUAAUCAGUCUCCAAGCAUUAUGAAGGAGCCGUCAAGUUUAACAGAAGAGAUUUCUAAAUCUGAACUUUUCUCAACACCUGAAACUGUAUUUCAUAAUGAUGAAAAUGAGAGAGCUGCUGAAAGCAGAGAAAAUUCCAAAACAAUUGAGUCAGCAUCUGAUAAUGAGAAUAGCUUGAUAAAAAUACAAGAAUCGUCUACACUUGCUGAAGUUUCAGAAAAGCUCCCAACAAAACAGACUACUCCAGAAAUUAAUUUAUCACCACAGCAGAUGUUAGCCAAGUGUCCAGAAAUCUACAAACAUGUUAUUAAAAAUGGUAAAUUAGACACCAGUGAGUCAGGCAAUUUCUUACAAAUAAAUGGUGAUGAAAAACUCGCAUCAAAUAUGGAACAAAGUGUGUCAUGUGAUGCUGGCAUAGAAGUGUCUGCAGCACAUACAGUGUUUAAUGAAGAAUUAAAUGAUAAACAAAAAGAAACUUGUGUUGCUUUUGCCUCAGCAGAUAACACAGAUAUUAUUCAAAAUGGCUGUCAGUCUGAUUUUGGUGGCAGUCACAGUGAUGUUUUUCUUAAUGAGACAGAUUUUCAGAGAAAAAGUAGAAAGAAUUCUGUCAGAAGUGAUCAGCAUCGAAUCCUAUCUGAUGAAAUGUCUGACCCUAGACCAGUCAGUCAAACCUCUGAAUCACCAAAAACAAUAUUUGAGAAAACACACAUUGUGGACUCAGAGCCCUCUGUAGAUUUUGUAUCUAAAAAUAACAAUACUUCAAAAAGCCACAAACCAUCUGAUGCCUUAAAUGUUUCAGCCAAGACCUCAACCCAGGCAUACCAGGACAGGCUAACACAGAAAUUACCUCCAGGUAAAGGAACAACAAAAAUUCUGCAGGCCCAAUUAAACCAGCCAGUUCUAGCCAAUGCUGAUACUUCUACACCAACCAAACGUUCCCCUGAGAUCAUCAAUAAAAUUAGACAAGAGGUGGGUCCACCUUUACCUCCCCUGCUCCCACCUCUGAUAGCUACUCCUCCAAGAACUCGACGUCCUGUUUCCCCAAUAAUGUCUUCAUCUAGCCAAUCUUCUCUGCCAUCUCCUCUUGAUGGUUUGAUUUCUCCUUUAAGAGUAACUCCAGUUCCUCCACUAAUGUCUCCUUUGUCAGAUGCUCCAAAGUACAAAUCUCCCCCUAUCUUUUCCACUCCAUCUCCUUCAGAGACAACAGUAGGUCAAAGAAUCCUGUCCUCACCUUUGCAGUUCUGUGCUGCCACACCAAAGCAUGCACUUCCUGUACCAGGAAGACUUCCUCCGUCUGCAGCUGGUAGUGCUGCUUUAGAUGUUCCUCAGCAGAACUCUGUGAAAAUAUUGGACACUAUGUAUCCAGAGCUAUCAGCAAGAGCAAGAACGCUUAAUAUUCUCCGAGGUAACAUUCAGCCCAACAGGCAUGCUCCUUCAGAAUACAAGAAUGUACCAGGGCCACUGAGUCAGUUCAGUGGGUUUCAAGCAAUUUCUUCUACAGCUACUGCUUUUGUUAAAACAGGGAGUAAUUCAGAAUCUCACAGUAGUAAAGAUCAAAAAGAUGCAGGGGGUCAGAGUCAUGUUGGAAAAAGGAUAUUAUCAACCUCUAUGCCAAGAAGUGCAAAGAGGUUGAGGCUAGAUAGUGAAUCACCGCAUUUGGAGACCAAAGAAGAUGUUGCAGACGAAGUUACAGGAGACUUCAGUAUUGAAGUACAGAGUGUUGCAAGUAAAACUGUCUUACUCAACAACUGUGAAAUUAAGCAAUUAGCAAACACCUGUAAUUCAGAAUUGCCUUCAUCAGUAGACAGUAUAAUUGAUCCUGUGACUUUGGCAUUGAAGAAAAUUACUGAAUCCUGUAUUGAUUUGUUACCUGUUAUUCGGAGUCAUAUAUUUGUGGGAAAUAUUUCGAAGGUCCCGGUAAUGACUGAUGUAGAGAAAGAAGUUGUUUAUGAAUUCAGUAUCACGAACAAGCAUUUAGCAGACCCACUGCUGCAUGCUAUUCUCGAUGAACUGAAGAUUCAGAAGAUGUCCUUGAACCAUAAUUUCACUCAAGCUCUCUGUAGAGUAUACAUAGGAAUCUGUCGGCAGUUUGGAGAUUUGGAAAGAGCCCGCCUGUUCUGCUACAGUUUACUUAAGGAAGACUUCCCAGAAUCUGCCAAAUUAAUUUUGUUUAUCACAAGUGUGUGGAUUGAUAUAUUCUCCUUCCAAGGUGUGAUUAACAAAGCUAUGCAAUUAAUUGUCAGACAACGUGCAAGAGGAGAGGUGCUGACCUGUCUGAGUGCAUAUCUCAGUUGGGAAAAGACUCCACCUUUGGAUACAGGCAUUAUGGUCUCAAGCCUGCUUUUGGCAAUACAGUUGUGUCCAAAAAUGGAAUUCCAGUUGAGUGAGCAAUAUGGAGAAGACUUGAGUGAAAGCACUUGGGAAUAUAUAUUUGCUAUUGAUCUCCUCUGCUGUCACUUGAAAUGGACUUGGACCCAUGACAAUAUCAUAAGUAAAGAGCUUUGGCCUGUCAUGGAUAAGUGGGUGAAGCAUAGGAAAGGACAUGAGACUAUUCCACCUACCCCAGAUAUUAUUGUAGCAUCAACACUCAGGCUAAUUGGUCGCUUAGGCCAAAUAGGAUUGAAGGAAGGAUUUUUGUCUGUUGUGAAAAAUAUCAGUUCUGUCAUUGGGCGCUUUAUACUGCAUGCGAAAGAAGAAGAUGUUCCUUGGGGAGUACAGUUAGCAGCAGUGUAUGCACUCUUCGACUUGGGUCCAAGCAAUCCAUUAGAAGUUGUUGAGACCAUCCAAGCUUGGAGAACAGCAUCUACUAAUAGUAUCCCAUCUGCAGUCACAAGUGGCAUAUCUGAAGUUAGCUCUCUGUGCACAGUAGAAUUACAGUAAGAGGAGAAGGUAGUCUCAUCUACAGAAAAAGUGCCUUUUAUUAGAUGAAAAUUAGGUGAUACUUUUUGGGAUGAAAGUUACAAACAAUAUGAAGAGAGAAAAUCAGGAAAAGAGCCAUGUGCUUUCUUUUUGGGGAAGGUGGGAAGCGUAUGGACCUAUUAUUUAGAUAGAUGUCUGGUCAGACAUCUUUAUAAAUAAUAAAAUAGGUUCUGAAGUAUUUUUUAUGCCCUCUCUGCUGCAGAAAGACAUGAAAUACAGAUGGUGGUGGUGGUGGUGUUCUGAUGUAACUCAUAGGUUACACUAAUGCUAUUGACUAUUUAAACCAGAAAAAUCCUGAGCCUAUGAAAAUGGAAAGGUGCUGUCUUGAUAGGUCUUCCAUUGGCUGAGCUUCAGGCUACCAAAACUCUUGUCUUUUUGUCUACUUGCCAUAACUGCAGACUAUGGAAAUUAUAUAUAAUUUAGCUGGAAUCAACAUUCCUUAGGUCAUCUAUAUGCAGCGUCUUCACCAUGCUGAGUCAACAAGAGAAACUCACCCGUUUGAAUUACCUUAAGCUUCUUGUUCCAACGGAGUACCGCAGUUGACAGGAGUGCAUUUGACAGUCAAUUUAGCAGGGUCUUCACUAGAGCUGCUAACUCGAGCCCUGCUGGAUAAAUACUCCAGUAGUGGAGACCUAUUGUGAGUUCCAUUAAUGUAAUGAAACUACUCAAAUCAGACAAGCAGAAAUUUGCUUCUUUUGUAAUAAUUGUAUGUACAGUAUAAAGGAUUCAGAGAUAACAAAUCUCUGAAAGUUUGUAUAUAUUGUAUACUCCUAUAAUGUGUUUCACAUUUUGUUGUUGUUCCAAUUUGGGAAUUUUAGUAUGUGUAAAUAGAAAACUGGUUAAAAAGUAUUAUGUUUAAAUUUCUAAUAUAGUUUCACUUGUACACAUUUUUUAGAAAGUGUCUCUAAAUGUUUUUAUAAUAAAAAACAAAAUUGAACCAUU